Molecule: messenger RNA, 2122 nt
Organism: Cuscuta epithymum
Lineage: Eukaryota; Viridiplantae; Streptophyta; Magnoliopsida; Solanales; Convolvulaceae
Source: the annotation of a GenBank genome assembly
GCUGAAAUGUGACAAUGGUCCGGAAAUGAAGGAUGCCGGGAACUGUUCUGGGUUUGGGUGUUGCCAGCUUGAUAUUCCGGCGGGGCUCAGGUUGUAUGAAUUGUUUGCCGAGGCCACUUCUUUCCAUUUCGAUCGGGAAAUCUGGAAAUUCAACAACUGCACCUAUUCCUUUCUGGCGAAAACUGGGUGGUAUACUUUCAGUCCGGAUGAUCUUAGACAUCUCAGGUUUGAUAGGGCGCCAAUGGUCAUCGAUUGGGCGGUCGGGCAUGCGAAUCAGACUUGUGAAAGUGCUGCUGCGGAACCCGGAUACGUUUGCGGCCGAAACACGGAGUGCUCCGGGUCGGACUUCAUGAAUGGGUACCAUUGUAAAUGCCAACACGGCUAUGACGGCAACCCAUACAUCGGUUGCAAUAAUAUAGAUGAGUGCAUUAUUGAUAACCCUUGCGUUCCAGAAGCAACAUGCCAUGACACUAAUGGUAGCUACACUUGUAAGUGCACAAAAGGAUAUGAAGGAAAUGGGAAAAAAGACGGAACGCCUUGUAGCUGCCCAAAAGGAUAUGAAAGUCAUGUGAACAAAAAUGGAAAGAGCCAUUGCAUCCGUAAACCUAGUAGCGGUAAUACCGCGCUAAUUAUUUGUUUGAGUGUUAGUAUUGGCGUCAUAGCAUUGCUUGUACUAAGCUUCUUCAUAUACCGGGGAUCGAGGAAAAGGAGACUUAUCAGACUCCGAGAGCAAUUUUUCCAUCAAAAUGGUGGCAUAUUGUUACAACAACAAAUAGCUGGAAAAGGUGGACCAAGUGAUGCAAGAAUGAAAAUCUUCACACUAGAAGAUAUAGAGAAAGCAACCAACAACUUUGAUGAAAAAACUAUCUUAGGUCAAGGAGGAUAUGGAACCGUAUACAAAGGAGUAUUAGAUGAUAGAGGAGCUAUAGCCAUAAAAAGGUCCAAGAUUUGUGAGAAAAGUCAAGUUGAACAAUUCAUCAAUGAGAUCGUCGUUCUAUCACAAAUAAACCAUAGAAAUGUUGUCAAGCUCUUCGGCUGUUGUUUAGAGACAGAAGUUCCAUUACUAGUAUAUGAGUUUAUAACCAAUGGCACUCUCUAUGAGCAUCUUCACACACGGGCCCAAUCGUCUAAUCUUUCAUGGGCAGCCCGUUUAAGAGUGGCAUCAGAAUCUGCAGGAGCACUAUCAUAUUUACACUCUGCUGCUUCUCCCCCAAUCAUUCACAGAGAUGUAAAGACAGCAAAUAUACUAUUAGAUGAUAGGCUUACUGCAAAAGUUGGUGACUUUGGAGCUUCAAGGCUUAUCCCUGUUGAACGAACUCAAGUCACAACUUUAGUGCAAGGAACAUUUGGAUAUCUUGAUCCAGAAUAUUUCCACACAGGCCAAUUAACAGAUAAAAGCGAUGUUUAUAGCUUCGGAGUUGUUCUCGCAGAGCUAUUAACAGGAGAGAAGGCAAUUUCACCUACUAGGGCAGAGGAUGAUAGGAACCUAGGGGCUUAUUUUGUUUCUUCUCUGAACAAUGGUCGGUUGUCACAAAUUGUGGAUAAUCGGAUAGUUAACGAUGUAAACUUUGAGCAAUGUAUGGGAGUGGCAAAGAUUGCGAGCCGGUGUUUGAAGGUGACGAGGGAUGAUAGGCCGACUAUGAAAGAAGUGGCAAUAGAGAUAGAGGGAUUGAUAGUUCUUGGGAGGCACCCUGGGGAAGAAGAAAUAUCUUCAACAAAGACUGAGUAUCUUUCGGCAUCUGCAUCUUCUCAUGCAAUUAAUAAUGUGGGAGAUUCAUUCACUAGUGGUGGUCAAACGAGUGAUGGAGAAAGCAUGGAACUGUUUUCUAGGUCAUUGAGUGGUGGGAGAUACCAAGAGUAAGACCAAGGCAUAGGAAGAUGAUGAGGGAGUGAGACGCGUGUCAAAAUGAGUUUAAUGUGACGACCUUGACGGCUUCUAGCUACUUAUUAUUUUAUUUUAAGUAUUUUUGUUGUUAUAAUAAAGCGAUUGUUAUUAUUUAAGUUGAUUUGGAGUGUUUUUUUAUGUUUUGAAGAUUUAGUAAACUCCUGGAUCCAAAUGAUUAUUACAUUUGCUGAUGAUAACUAGAUUUUAUUCAAUUUUAUUUAGAAUUAGUUUUAGUUA